Molecule: messenger RNA, 860 nt
Organism: Aspergillus alliaceus
Lineage: Eukaryota; Fungi; Ascomycota; Eurotiomycetes; Eurotiales; Aspergillaceae
Product: adenylyl-sulfate kinase
Exons: 2
Coding region: 114-746 (210 amino acids)
Biological process (GO): sulfate assimilation
Molecular function (GO): adenylylsulfate kinase activity; ATP binding
Source: RefSeq, a predicted model, not a curated record
CUUCACCCCCCUCCUACAUUGAUUUAAAUUUUUAUAUUAUAUCCUCAAUCUUCCUCAAUUAUCUCCUCUCUCCCCCAUAUCCUAUCUCCUCAAUUUCAAAUAAACUCUCAAAAAUGGCCACAAACAUCACCUUCCACGCCAGCGCCCUCACACGCAGCGAGCGCAGUGAACUCCGCAACCAACGCGGCCUCACAAUCUGGCUAACCGGCCUCUCCGCCUCGGGCAAAUCCACCAUCGCCGUAGAACUCGAGCACCAGCUCCUCCGCGACCGGGGCGUGCACGCCUACCGCCUGGACGGCGACAACAUCCGCUUCGGCCUCAACAAGGACCUCGGCUUCAGCGAGAAGGACCGUAACGAGAACAUCCGCCGUAUCGCAGAGGUCGCGAAGCUGUUCGCUGACAGCGCCUCUAUCGCUAUCACCUCGUUUAUCUCGCCCUACCGCGCGGACCGGGAGACCGCGCGCCAGCUGCAUGAGGUUCCUACCCCCGGCGAGGAGACCGGGUUGCCUUUCGUUGAGGUCUACGUUGAUGUUCCCGUUGAGGUUGCGGAGCAGCGGGAUCCGAAGGGAUUGUAUAAGAAGGCUAGGGAGGGGGUGAUUAAGGAAUUUACUGGUAUCAGUGCGCCGUAUGAGGAGCCGCUUAAGCCGGAGGUGCAUAUUAAGAAUCAUGAGUUGCCGGUGAAGGAGGCUGUGAGGCAGAUUGUGGAAUAUUUGGAUUCGAAGGGGUAUUUGCCUCCUAAAGAGUAGAUCUGCUUUGGAUAUCCUUUGAUUUGUGGGUUGUUCUUGGGGGUAUUUACCGUUAGAUUGGUUUAUUGUUUCAUAGAAUUGUAUGGCUUUUUGGGGGGUCUCCUAUUGAUGGAA